This is a messenger RNA of Aphidius gifuensis, 6047 nucleotides long. RefSeq names its product protein lap1 (gene Lap1). NCBI's taxonomy places the organism in Eukaryota, Metazoa, Arthropoda, Insecta, Hymenoptera, Braconidae. The transcript has 7 exons. Gene Ontology annotation, biological process: neurotransmitter receptor transport, endosome to postsynaptic membrane; neurotransmitter receptor transport postsynaptic membrane to endosome. Gene Ontology annotation, cellular component: adherens junction; postsynaptic membrane; postsynaptic density. The record is from RefSeq and is a predicted model, not a curated record. Bases 725 to 3673 code for a protein of 982 amino acids. Gene Ontology annotation, molecular function: protein binding.
GUGGCCAUUUAAAUUCACAAGAAAAACAACAAGAAGAAGGGUUAUAUUGAAUUUCGUGAUAGCAUAUAUAUAGUAUAUACCUAUUACCUAUAUUUAUGUGUGUGUGUGCAUAUGUUGGGGUUUAUUGUUUUAUCCAAAAACCCCCUUAUUGAUCAACCGGGUUAAACUCGGUGUGGUGGUAUCGGUGGGCCAUGGUGGUGACGUCGUCGUCGUUGUCAUCGUUGUCAUCGUUGACAUACAAGCGUGCUCUUGGACUAAAUUUCAUUUUGUUUAAUACUUAUUUGUUGUGACUUGUGUGUGAUAGACAAUAUAGACAAUAAGACCAUCAACAUUGUUAUUUAAUUUAAAAAAAAAUAAAAAGGUAUAUUAAGUUGGCUCCCAUCAUUAGCUUUUGUUUUUUUUUUUUGUUUUUUUUUUGUUCACUAUCUUUCAUGCCUUAUUUGGCAUUGCUUAUGUCAGAGUGAUAAUAAUCAAGAGUUUUUAAAAUAGACAAAUUUCAUUUGAGAUAAACAUAUGUAGUAAAAUAAAUCAAAGAAAAAAAUAAAAUAAAAAAUAGACAGGAUUAAGAGGAUGACAUGCCAUCGACCAACAAGAAAAAAACGUGAUAGUUUUGUGACAGAGUGACAGAAUCAUUGGCGACUUAUUCGCUUUAUAUUUGGAUUCAAUGCUUCUCUUUAGUUCCUGACAAACGACAAAGCAUACAUAAAGAUAUACGUGAGUAAGGAUGGGUAGUUCUUGGUGGCAGUGUACUGCCUGUCUUAGAGCACAGGAAGAAGACAUUUGUGAGCUUCAACUAAAUCAUUGCAAUCUGUAUGAUGUACCAGGAGAUGUAUUUAUUUAUGAAAGAACAUUGGAGCAACUUUAUUUAGAUGCCAAUAGAAUAAAAGAUUUGCCAAGACCAUUAUUUCAGUGUCAUGAAUUACGUGUAUUAUCACUGAGUGACAAUGAAGUUACUUCAUUACCACCAGCAAUAGCUUCACUUAUAAAUCUUGAACAUCUUGAUUUAUCUAAAAACAGUAUAAAAGAAUUACCAGAUAGCAUAAAAGAAUGUAAAAAUUUACGUUCAAUUGAUCUUAGUGUUAAUCCAUUUGAAAGAUUUCCUGAUGCAAUAACACAUAUUAUUGGUUUACGUGAAUUGUAUAUUAAUGAUGCAUAUAUUGAAUAUUUACCAGCAAAUUUUGGUAGAUUAUCAGCAUUAAGAACACUUGAAUUACGUGAAAAUAAUAUGAUGACAUUACCAAAAAGUAUGAGUAGAUUAACAAAUCUUCAACGUCUUGAUAUUGGUAAUAAUGAUUUUACUGAAUUACCAGAAGUUGUUGGUGAUCUUACAAAUUUAACUGAAUUAUGGAUUGAUGGUAAUGACAUACGUAGAAUACCAGUUAAUAUUGAACAACUUUAUCGUUUAAAUCAUUUUGAUUGUACAAUGAAUGCUGUACAUGAUAUACCAACAGAAAUACAAGGAUGGCGAGACAUAUCAAUUAUGAAUUUUUCAUCAAAUGAAAUAUAUCAAUUACCAGAUUCAAUAUGUUAUUUACGUACAAUUGUAACAUUAAAAAUUGAUGAUAAUCAAUUGAAUUCACUGCCAGUUGAAAUUGGACAAAUGUCAAGUUUAGAAGAACUUAUUGUAACAAAAAAUUUUUUGGAAUUUUUACCAUCAUCAAUUGGAUUAUUACGUAAAUUACAUUGUUUAAAUGCUGAUAAUAAUUAUUUACGUUGUUUACCACCUGAAAUUGGUAGUUGUAAUGCAUUAUCAUUAUUAUCAUUAAGAUCAAAUAAUUUAACAGAUGUACCACCUGAACUUGGACAUUUAUCAUCACUUCGUGUACUUAAUCUUGUUAAUAAUUGUAUACAAUUUUUACCAGUAUCAAUGCUUAAUUUAACUAAUCUUAAAGCAUUAUGGUUAAGUGAUAAUCAGAGUCAACCAUUGGUGCCUCUACAACAAGAAUUUAAUCAUGAAGAAGAUAUGAUGAUACUAAGUUGUUUUAUGCUGCCACAAAAACAAAGAAAAGAACUUGAAAAAAUGGAGCAAGCAGUGGGUCCAAUAUCCGGUUCAAUUGUUGGAACUGGAAGAAAAAUAUGUUUUGCAGCUGAGGUUGAAAUUGAACUCCCUAGACAACUUCAUCGAGCACCAACUCCAUAUCCAAAAGAACUUCGUAAUUUAGCAAGACAUGCAAGAAAUUUACAUCAUCAAUCUAUGCACGAUCAAAGAACCCACUCGGAGCAUGAAGAAGGAAUGGUUAAAGAAGCUGUCGUUGCAAAAUCAACACCAACCCUUAAUACAAUUAAUCAUCAUCAACAGCAAUCUCCAAGUGAUAAUAAACAAAAUCCAGAUGCUCUAAAUCUUGUUGAACCAAUUGAAGAAAUUAAUCGUACUAUAUUAGCACAAAAAACAUUACCUGAAAUACGUGAAGCUAAAUGUGUUAAAAAUCCAGGUAAUAAUGAUUUACAAUUAAAACCACCAACAAUUGCUGAUUAUGUUAGUUCAACAUGGAAACCAGAAGAAUAUUCUAAAACAAAUACAGCUAAAAUUGUAGAAUCAGAAAAAUUUACUGAACCAUAUAAAAAUAAUAAUAUAUGUGAUCAAAGUACAAUUAUUGAUUUAUCUGGUAAAAAAUUAGAUACCCCAUUAUCACCACCACCCUAUCAUAUUGCUGCUGCAUUUUCAAAAAAAGCUGCACUAUUUCAACAAUUGAAUCGUUCAUGUGUAGAUGAUAUUACACCAUCAUAUACACAUACAGACAAUCAUACACUUAAUAUUAAUAAUGAUAAUAAUAAUAAAAUACAAAUGCAAUCAUCAAAAAAUAAUCAAAAUAAUCAAAAUGAUAUUAUUAAUAAUAAUCAUGAUACUGUUGAUAGUGGUUUAAAUAAUAAUAUUAAAUUAAAUACAUCAAUUGAUAAUACUGCUAAUAUUAAUAAUAAUAAUAAUAAUAAUAAUAAUAAUAAUGGUAAUAAUAAUUAUUAUUUUAAAGAAGAUAAACCAAGUAGAAUACCAAUUUUAAAAUGUAAAAAUAAUGAGGGUAGUAUUUGUGAAAGUGAAAAUAGUUAUUAUGGUGAUAAAAAUGGUGUAUGUUUAAAUUUUGAUGAAUCAGAUAAAUGUCAUGAAAUAUUGAGUGAAAUAGAUAUUCCAACAUCACCAGUUACUGGAAGAAAAUAUAGAAGUCCAUUGUCAUCAGCACAUAAUCAAUUGAGACACUCUGAUAGAUCAAAAAAAUCAAAUGGUAGUAUUAAAAAUGAUGGAUUAAAUAUGGAUUUGAAUAAUUCAAUUGAAUUACAUAAUGAUAAAAAUUCUGGUAGAAGUACUCCAUUAUCAAAUAAUAAUGAUUCGUUGGAUAUUAAUGGAUUAAAAGUUAAUGGAUAUAAUAGUCCUGGUGAUAAAAAACCAAAACUUAAAUGGAUGUUUGGACCACAUAAAAAUGUCAGUGUGUUACCGGUACAAGUGAGAAAAAAUCCUGGACUUGGAUUUACAAUAUCUGGUGGGAUUGCUGGAAAUGAAACAGGUAUUAUUGUAACAAAAGUUAAUCCAGCUGGUCCAGCUCAAGGAACACUUAAACCAGGUGAUAAAAUUCUCGAAGUUGAUGGUAUUGAUUUGACAAAAUCAGAUCAUGAUUCAGCUGUUGGAAUACUUCGCUCAACUGGAUCAAUCGUAUCAAUGAUGAUAAGUCGACCUCAGUGAAAUUAAAGAUUCCACUAAAAUAACCGGAUAGAUUUCAGGUUUUUUUUUAAAUAACAAAAUUAUUAUUACUAUCUUUUUCUUCUUCUCUAUCUAGACUGAUAAUUAUAUCAAAUUCCAAUAAAGCAUCACUGAUACUAUUUUUCAUUCAAGUCUCAAUUAUCAAAAAGAAAUUUAAUUGAUGAAAAAAAAAAAAAAAUUCGCUGAUGCUUUAUUGCUAUAAUAACUAUAAAAAAAAAUCCAAGUAUUUUAUUCCAGUCGUUAUUGGAACCAUGCACAAAUGUACCUUUUUGUAAUGAUCCUUUGAUGGGGUGACUUUCUAUAUUCUUCGUAGUUUUUUUACGAGAAAUUUAAUGGACAAAAAAAAAUGAUAUAUGACGCGCACAUUUUAACACAUAUCUCUAUAUUUUUCUUGAGCGAUAUCUUGACACCUUACACAAACAAAAAAAAUUUAAUAUAUGAGUUUUAAAAAAAAAGCUAUAAUAUGAGUAUCAUUUGAUACUUUUAUUUUUAAGAAACUAGAUAAUGUCUUAAAGACAAAAUUAAAAGCAAUAGUAUGACUGAGAAAAAUUUAAUGAAAAAAAUAAAUCGUGAAUCCUAAAUUUAUAUUAUUAUUAAAAAAUAAAAAAUGAUUGAUUGGAAAAUAACAGAGUAAUAUGUUUAAAAAAAAAAAGAAAGAAAUUUAUAAAUAUUCUUCUAAUGUGCCGUACUUAAAAAUUGAUAUUAUAUUAGUGUUAUAAAGUGUACGUUUCGCACUGUUGUAAACUGAUUCAUACUUUUAUGACUGUUUAUAUAAGCAAUAAUUUUAAUUAUGAAAAUUUACAUAAUCAAUUAGAAAUUUAUGUUUGUUUGUUUAGAAAAAAAAAAAGCUAUUUACUUUUUUUUUUUUUUGUUUUAUAAUUUGCUCAAAUGAUUUUUUUUUUUUUUUAAACAAAAAAAAUUUAUUGGCUGUUGUGUGUUUACUUGCCAUUAUUAAAUUCAAAAUAUUUAUAUAUCAAUUAGUUAUGUUAGGAUUUAUUAUAUCUAUAGUUUAAUUAAAUUAUGCAUUUUCAAUUUUUUAUUUUUAACAAAAAAAAAAACUAAUAAAUAUAAAAAAAAAUUGUUUUUUGUUUUUAUAAAAAAUUUUUUAUACUUUUUAUGGUUUUUAUUUUGUGUGUUUAUUUUUUUUGGAUAUGGGUAAUACGUUUAUUGAGUUGUUUGUUGAUUAUCAUAUAUCAAAACGUGUACCUAAUUAGAGAGAGAGAAAAAAAAAGUAACAAAGGUAACACAGGAAAGCCACUAUCAAAAGGCUCGAAACUAUGAGACUAAAAUUAAUUUAAAAAAAUCAAAAAAAAAAAAAACAAAAUUUAAUGUUUAAACUUCUUAACUUUUCAAAUAUUUCUCAUGCCCAGUAAAAUAUUUUUAGGUGAUGAAAGAAUUCCACAAGAAUCGAUUUGCAGUUAUAUAAAAGAAAAAGAAAUAAAAAAUAAAAAAUAAAAUAGAAGAAUGCUGAUGAAUAAUUUAGCCAGAAAUCCCAAUAAAUUUAGUUUUAAAAAAAACUUUCCGGUGAUACGAUAAAGUAAAGUUUCACGUGAAUAAUUUAGUUAAAACCAGAAAGAAGAAAAUAUAUAUAUUGAAAUGAGAGAGUAAAGAAAAAUAUAUUAGAUUGAUUGUCAUCGGACGUUAGUUGAAUAUCGAUGAAAGAUAAAACAUUGUUCACGUUUGUCUUCCAGCUCGGCUGGACCAAAAUAUUAUAUAUUACUUCGUGUGUUGUUGUAUAGCAAUAAAUAGCUGAUAAGAAAAAAAAAAAAAAAUUUAAAGAAAAAGAAAAAACGGUAAAAGAUGAUCCUAUUACUGCAUUUGAUGUUUUAUUAUCGGUUUCAAUUUCGUCUUGAUCACAGACAUAAAUCAAAAAUAAAAAAUAAUAAUAAAAAGAAAAUAAAUAAAUAAGUCAAGCAUUUAUUAAAGCGUUCAAUAACAUAGAUUAUUAGUCAUUGUUCUUGUCGCUCUCUUACAUAUUAUAUGUUGCAUUAUCUAUUUAUUAUUCUGUAUUAGUAUUUUAUUCGUCAUUUAUUUAAAACAUCUGCGUUAUUGUUGAAAAAAAAAAACACUGCAACCAAUCAAAUCUUAAUAAUUAUUGAUAGCUUCGUUGGCCCUUUAAUUGUUGAUUAAUUAAUUGAAUCAUACGUUAGACAAGUUAAAAAAAAAAAAACAAUAAUAGCUCUAAAAUAUCUACUUGAUUUUUUUUUCCUUUAAAUGUGUUAAUAGGAAUCAUAAUUUUGAUUUAAAAAAAAUAAACAAUAACAACUCUGUAUAUAUAUUACAAACGAGAAAAAAAAAAAACAAUCUCAACCAAUACCUCUUCAACUUCAAAUUAAACAGACUGACUAUGUUUUUU